Messenger RNA from Sclerotinia borealis F-4128, 3309 nucleotides. NCBI's taxonomy places the organism in Eukaryota, Fungi, Ascomycota, Leotiomycetes, Helotiales, Sclerotiniaceae. The record is from the annotation of a GenBank genome assembly.
AUGUCAUUCUUUCAUGCGAGGAAUUUUCGUAUAUACAACAAUGCAAUUGUUCCCUUUCCUUCAAUAAUCACUGGGCGUAUCACUCUUUUUGCUGCUGAUAAUCAUGUUAUUUGUCGUUUAAAACCUCAAGUUUUCUAUCGAGGAAAGAAAACUAAAUCUUCUUUCAAUUUCAACGACCUUCCUCAUGCUUUGGAUUUGAGACCUCUGGAGCCUUUAGUCUUAGAGCAAGCAAUUAUUAAGGAUAAAUCGCCAGAAAGAGCUUCCUUGAAUUUUGUCGAACAUGUUCAGGAUUUACUUCAGGAACCAGAGCCGGUAAAAGCUGAGUCUCAAGAUUGGCCAAAUUCUACGACUCCGCAAGAUCUGGAAGAGGAUACAAAGAAGUCGGUGUCAUCAAGGAGAGCCAGGCGCACGGAACGUUUACCCCAAGGUUUGAUUACUCUUGAUUCAGAAUCUUCAGAAGUGCAAGAAUCCCAAGCCGCUUCAUCUCCGUCAAUGGAUGGGAAAAAAGCCAAAAGGGCCAAAGCAUCGGAUGAAGUAGAACUUCUUCAAGGACUACUUCCUUUGGAGCCUUUGGAACCUUUGGAAACUGAACAUGAAGCACCACCAUAUCCAACUGUGAUCAUGCAAGCGCGUAGUAAUAUGCUCAAGUUUGAGAAUUGCGUCGUUGUAACACGUGUUGGUGGUUUCUAUGAAUUGUAUUUUGAGCAUGCGAAUGAAUUUGGCCCACUUCUAGGUCUCAAAGUUGCUCAGAAGAAAACAAAUGCUGGACCGGUUUCCAUGGCUGGAUUUCCCUUUCAUCAACUUGAUCGUUAUUUGAAAAUACUUGUCCAAGAUCUAAGUCGCUAUGUUGCUAUCUCGGAAGAGUUUCCAAAUGAUAUCUCGGACAAGGUAAAGUCUGGUGGCUUGUUGCAUGACCGAAGAGUCUCACGUAUUGUUACACCUGGUACUCUCAUCGAUGAGGGUUUCAUGGAUCCCCUAUCGAACAAUUAUGUGCUUGCGAUACACGUGCAGCACGAUGUACAAACUGACACCAUUGAACAUGAGAGACUUCACAAACCAAUUGGACUGGCUUGGCUGGAUUUAUCAACUGGUCAUUUCUUCACACAGAAGUCAUUACUCUCAGAACUUCCUUCUUUCAUGGCUCGUAUAGCCCCACGCGAAAUUGUAUUGGACGAGGAGAUACAACCUUUAAAAAAUCACGAAAUAUAUACCGUCCUCACUGAUGAACACCAUAUAAUUACGUAUGCAACCUUGCCUGAAGUCAGGCCUAUAUCUGAAUGGACUCCUAUGCUAGAAUCGGCAGUUUCAUCAUCUUCGGUCAACACCUUCACGGAGGAAGAGAUAUCGGCCGGCAGCUGUCUGCUUCAUUAUGUCGAGACAAGAUUACAAAGCACCAACAUGAAACUUCAACCUCCUGUCCGCCAAUUGAAUGUCAUGGGAAUCGACAAGAACACCAUGAGAGCUCUAGAAAUAAAAAAGACCAUCAAGGAGGAUAACUUCAGUGGCAGUUUACUGCACACAAUUCGGCGGACAGUUACCAAAGGGGGUGGAAGGCUGUUGGAAAAUUGGCUUGGUGAGUUUGCCCUGUGCGCCCAAUUCUAUUUCAGUAUCAACGAAAUAAAGAAGCUGACCAAAACAAUAGCAUCUCCCUCAACAUCCCUGGAUGUACUAGAAUCUCGACUCGACCUCGUGACACACAUGCUCGAGGAUGAGUCUCUUCGGGCCCGAGUAACAACACUCCUGAAACGUAGCCACGAUUCUCAUCGCCUACUACAGAAAUUUGCAUUUGGUAGAGGAGAUGGCGAUGACCUUCUAGAUCUUGCAAGCACAAUACAUGCUACUCGAGACAUUGCACAUACACUCAAGGUUCAAAAUGCCACCCCCGAGCCUUGUAUACAGGCACUACUUGCUCGCAUUCACCUCAAAGACCCAAUCAAACUCGCCCAAGCAGUCACAGACGCCAUCGACGAAGAAGGACUCGUCCAACAACAACGUAUCGAAGAAGGCGAGAGUGAAGAAAUGCAAGCACUCGCGAACGCAAUCGUUGCCUCGGAAGGAACUGUAGAAGAAAACUCCACCCUUCGAAAAGGCAAUCGCAAGAAGCCACCCAACAGCAUCCGCGAAUAUUACAACCAAGAAAACGAAGCCUGGAUAAUGAAACCCACCGCCACUCCAAUCCUCAAACGUCUUCAUAAAGAACUCUCUUCUCUCUCCGAUCAGAAAACCAGCCUCGCAGCUUCUCUUUGCGAUCGCCUCGGCGCAACAAGUCUCACCCUUCGCUUCACCCCUGGCCUCGGCCACAUCUGUCACGUCAAGGGCAGAGACAUAAAUCUCAAUAUGCCCGAAGCCCGCACCAUCAGCUCCAGCAAAACUACUCGUUCCCUCCACCACCCUGAAUGGUCAUCCCUAGGCCAGCAUAUCGAUCAAUGUCGCAUUCACAUUCGAGCCGAAGAACAACGACUCUUUUACAAGCUCCGCGAAUUGGCCAUCACCAAUCUCUUGAAACUUCGACGUAAUGCCGCUGUGCUGGAUGAAAUAGAUAUCGCAUGUUCAUUUGCUACGUUGGCGGAUGAAAGGGGCUGGACUCGUCCUAUUCUCAACACAAGUUCCGCGCAUAAAAUCAUCGGCGGGAGACAUCCUACCGUUGAGACUGGUCUAGAGGAAGAAGGCCGGAGUUUUAUUUCCAAUGAUUGUCUAGUGGGAGAUGUUCAUCAGGCAUGGUUAAUCACUGGACCAAACAUGGCGGGAAAAAGUACAUUCUUGCGACAAAAUGCAUUGAUCACAGUUCUCGCACAGGUGGGCUCAUAUGUGCCAGCAGAAUAUGCAGAGCUAGGAAUUGUAGAUCACAUAUUCAGCCGUGUUGGAUCUGCGGAUAAUCUCUAUCGAGAUCAAUCAACGUUCAUGGUGGAGAUGUUGGAGAGUGCGACUAUCCUCAAAAAUGCAACAUCACGGUCAUUUGUCAUUAUGGAUGAAGUUGGCAGAGGGACGACACCGACGGAUGGUAUUGCCGUGGCGUUUGCAUGUCUGCAUCAUCUUUAUCAUGUAAACAAAUGUAGAACAUUAUUCGCAACGCAUUUUCAUGCAUUGGUGGAGUUAAUUGAGGAGAAUAGAAUGAAUGCAGUAGGCUUUUAUUGUACAGAUGUGGAAGAGCAUGGGAGCACGGAUGAAGCUUUCAGGUAUAUGUAUAAAUUGAAGGAGGGCAUCAACAGACAUAGUCACGCUCUCAAGGUGGCCAAGUUGGCUGGAUUGCCGAAAGAAGCUAUCGAGGUUGCUAGGCAAAUCUUGGAAAAGGACGUAAAUCCUAAAUAG